Helianthus annuus (common sunflower) is the source of this 1766-nucleotide messenger RNA. RefSeq names its product cytokinin hydroxylase. The coding region runs from base 20 to 1588 and encodes 522 amino acids. The transcript has 5 exons. The record is from RefSeq and is a predicted model, not a curated record. Gene Ontology annotation, molecular function: iron ion binding; oxidoreductase activity, acting on paired donors, with incorporation or reduction of molecular oxygen; monooxygenase activity. NCBI's taxonomy places the organism in Eukaryota, Viridiplantae, Streptophyta, Magnoliopsida, Asterales, Asteraceae.
UCUCUCUCUCUCUCUCAAUAUGAAAUUGAUGAAUACAAUGGGUGUUGUUUUGUGGGCUUGUUUACUUGCAUUUCUCUAUCUCUUCAUCAAGGUUGCCUAUCAAACUCUUGAUUGUUACUUGUUUACACCCACACGUAUCAAGAACAUCAUGUCCAGGCAAGGAGUCCGUGGCCCCAAACCUGGGUUCCUUAUCGGUAACCUCUUGGAUAUAGCUGCCCUCGUCUCUAAAUCCACCUCCUUCGACAUGCCCACCAUUGAUCACGACAUCGUCACUCGCCUCUUACCUCACUUCGUCCUCUGGUCCAAAAUUUACGGAAAGAGAUUUAUAUAUUGGAACGGUACGGAGCCUCGGAUGUGUUUGACAGACACUGAACUAAUCAAAGAGCUUUUAGUAAAGCACAGCACUAUCUCUGGUAAAUCAUGGCUCCAACAACAAGGCUCUAAGCAUUUCAUUGGGCGUGGACUUCUAAUGGCAAAUGGCCAAGACUGGCACCACCAACGUCACAUCGUUGCACCUGCAUUUUUCAAUGAUAAACUCAAGAGCUAUGCAAGUUACAUGGUGGAAUGCACCAUGGAGAUGAUUCAAUCAAUGAAGGCAGAACUGGAAAAGGGACGAGUCGAGUUUGAGAUUGGCGAAUGCAUGGCUCGUCUCACUGCGGAUAUCAUUUCACGAACCGAAUUCGAUAGCAGUUACGAAAAGGGGAAACAAAUAUUUCGUUUGUUAACGGAUUUACAACAGUUAUGUGCUCAAGCUAGCCGUCACUUAUGUCUUCCGGGAAGCCGAUUUUUUCCAAGUAAAUAUAACAGAGAGAUCAAAUCAUUAAAAAUGGAAGUUGAGCGCUUGUUGAUGGAGAUCAUACAAAGCCGGACGGAUUGCGUUGAGAUUGGUCGUAGUAGUUCUUAUGGGGACGAUUUACUAGGGAUGUUGCUUAAUGAAAUGCGAAAGAAAAGAGGGGGGAAUGGAUUCAGCUUAAAUUUGCAAGUAAUCAUGGAUGAAUGCAAGACGUUCUUCUUUGCUGGACAUGAAACCACCGCAUUGUUGCUCACAUGGACCAUCAUGUUACUAGCCAGCAACCCAUCUUGGCAAGACAAGGUUCGAGCCGAGGUUAGAGAGGUCUGUAAUGGUCGUUCACCCUCGGUCGAAGAUCUCUCCAAGCUCUCUGUGUUGAACAUGGUGAUCAAAGAAUCUUUAAGAUUAUACCCUCCUGCAUCUUUGCUUCCUAGAAUGGCAUUUGAAGAUAUAAAACUUGGGGACCUCCAGAUUCCAAAAGGGCUGUCAAUUUGGAUCCCAGUGCUAGCCAUACACCACAACAAAGAGAUAUGGGGAGAAGACGUAAAUGAAUUCAACCCUAGUCGAUUUGCGGCUCAAUCAUUCUCUCAACAACGUCAUUUUAUGCCCUUUGCCGCAGGCCCUCGUAAUUGUGUUGGCCAGUCUUUCGCUCUUAUGGAAGCUAAGAUCAUUUUGUCCAUGUUAAUAUGCAAGUUCAAUUUUACCAUAGCAGACAGUUAUAGGCAUGCACCAGUAAUUGUGCUAACUAUAAAACCUAAAUAUGGGGUUCAAGUUUGUUUGAAGCCCUUGGAGGAAUAAGAUGAGUGUUCUGAGUUGUUUAACUGGAAUUUAUCAUCAAUUUUGGCUUAUUUUGGGUUAGUCUUUUUGAGAAUGGAAUAUAGAGUGGAGAAGAAUGGAAGGAGAGAUAUGGACCAAUGCUUGUAAUGAUUAAUUAUCAGAAGAUAUGCUAAUAAAAUGAGAGAAAAAGUUGGAUUUU